This is a messenger RNA of Saccostrea cuccullata (small rock oyster), 660 nucleotides long. RefSeq lists its product as uncharacterized. The transcript has 3 exons. Lineage: Eukaryota; Metazoa; Mollusca; Bivalvia; Ostreida; Ostreidae. The record is from RefSeq and is a predicted model, not a curated record. Bases 1 to 546 code for a protein of 181 amino acids.
AUGAUCAAUUCAUCAAUAUCAGCAUUGCAAAACCAAACUCAGUUGUGCAAUUUUGUCAAUAAUCCAGAUACAGAUUUAAAUCAGUGUGAAAAAAAUUGUUUAGAGAAUGCAGUAUGUUAUACAGUUUCACAUAAGCACCAAAAUAACGUAUGUCAGCAGUACAAGUAUGAUGAUAAGGAAUCGUGUGAUUUAACAGCAAGACGACCUCUGCCAAUUUCCAAAUACAAAAGUAUUUUUCUAUACACCAGUGCUGGGUAUCCCCCAUCAGAGGACGUGCCUCUCGAUCAAUGGUGUCCAGAAGUGAAUCAGAAAGAUAUUCAAGAGAAGAUCGCUAAUAUGCAGAAAAAUUUAACUAUCAAUCGAAAAGAAACAAAUCAGUACACGCGCACUUUGACUAGUGCCCCGGAUGAGAGGACCUCUUCAAAGAAUAUCGGAGUCCUUGGGGCGUUUGUAAUUGGUGCAGUGGGAAGUAUUUUUCUCCUCUCCGACUGCAUAAAUAUUAUCAUUUGGAUACAAAAUAAUCGUGUACACGCCAGAAAUAUUUGACUUUUUCAAGGAAAACUGGAUGUAGAGCAUAAACAUGAAAAAAGGCAACAUCAUUUUAGACGAUAUGUUGUCGACAAUACUUAGAUUGCAUUGUCUGCUUACGAUAAAUGUAAC